AAGCACACCAAAAAAAGAAAAGUCACAAUUGAAUUUUCACACAAAAACACACACUGCCUUUUGUGUCUCUGAACUCUCUCUAUUCUCAAAUCGCCGCUUCCCUUUUUUAUUUUCCUUUAAUAAAAAAAAAAAAACAAUUUUAAUUUUCGAAAUAACCCUAACUUUCUAAAAAUAAUUUGAAAGUACUUUACGUAAAAACGACGCCGUUGUUCUCCUCGUCCGACAACAAUAAUGUCAGCCUCCGGUGUGUCGGUUUCUCGUAACCGCGGAGAGAACCGGUUUUACAAUCCGCCGCACGUGCGACGACAACAACUGCAACAGCGACAAGAACAGCAACAGCAACAGCAGCAGCAGCAGCAGAGGGCUUCGUCGUCGACGAUGACGAUGGUUACGAGUGCUUGUUGUUCGUCUUCGUCUUCUUCUUCUUCUUCUUCAACGACCUCGUCUUUGUCGAAAUCAGAUUGUUCGGUUCCGGAUUCAAGUUUGGGUUUGAGUUGUUCCGGUGAAACGAAUUUGGAUCGGUUCUUGGAACACACUACUCCGGUGGUCACAGCCCAGUAUUUAUCUAAGACGAGCGUGAGGGGAUGGAGAACUUGUGAGCCAGCUGUGUUGAAUCCGUACUUCGUGCUUGGUGAUCUAUGGGAGUCCUUUAAGGAGUGGAGUGCAUAUGGAGCAGGUGUGCCCCUUUUGUUGAAUGGGAGUGACUCAGUUGUUCAGUAUUAUGUGCCAUAUUUGUCUGGCAUUCAGCUGUAUAUAGAUCCAUCAAAGCCCUCUUCACGACAAAGGAGGCCUGGUGAGGAGAGUGAUUCUAUGUCAUCCAGAGAGUCAAGUAGUGACAGCAGCAGUGACUACGGAGCAGAAAGACAAGCUAGUAAUGUGGUUAAUGGGUCUUGGAAUCAGCCAAACAUUGAUGCAAAUAUCCAGGGUUUGAAAAGAAUUUCACUGAGAAAUAAAACCUUUGCAGGUUCAUCAAGUGAUGAAAGUGAGAAUUGCAGUCCUCCGGGUCAGCUUGUGUUCGAAUACUUUGAACAUGAUCCACCAUUUAGUCGUGAACCUUUGGCUGAUAAGAUUCAAGUUCUUGCAUCUCGGUUUCCAAAAUUGAGGACAUACAGGAGCUGUGAUCUAUCACCUUCAAGUUGGAUUUCUGUGGCAUGGUAUCCAAUAUAUAGGAUACCCACAGGGCCGACACUGCAGAACCUGGAUGCCUGCUUCUUAACCUUUCAUUCUUUGUCGACACCGUUUCAAAUUACAAGCACUGAUGGGCAGCAUUUCCGUAGUUCAAGACUAAAAGAAGUUCGUAGUGCUGAUUUGUCCAUCAAGCUAUCAUUGCCCAUCUUCGGGCUUGCUUCCUACAAGUUCAAAGUUUCUGUUUGGAAUCCCAAUGGAGUUUAUGAAUGUCAGAAAGUAAAUUCACUGUUGCGAGCUGCUGACAACUGGCUCCGAUUACUGCAAGUCAACCAUCCAGAUUAUAGGUUUUUUCUGUCCCACAACUCACAACGGAGGUGAUAAGAAUCAUGGAAUAGCUCAUCUCUAAUCUGAACAUGCAUAACCUCCAAUCAUGGAAAGGAAUGCAAGCCAGAGUUUCAAGUUGUUCUUUUGGAUAUGGAUUGUAUUGAGAUCCUGGUAUCACAUUAAAUUUGGCUCUGCUUCAUCCGUCUUGUCAAAGAAGUGCCAUACAAUAAUUUGACUAUGGGAUUUGUGGAGGGUUUGGUAGGCGGAGUGGACGAGGAUGAUUAUCUGAUUCUUAAGAAAUGACUAUUCUGCUGUUCUAUGCAAGAAGUGUGUUUUAUGAUGGAUCUUAUGGUAUUCUGCUGAUAACCCAUAUUUGAGUAGUUUUGUGUUGUGGGGAGUUGGUUUUGGAUGCUAAUUGUACGAAAAUGAGAGUUGCCAAUUA
Quercus lobata is the source of this 1894-nucleotide messenger RNA. RefSeq lists its product as uncharacterized. The record is from RefSeq and is a predicted model, not a curated record. Bases 232 to 1506 code for a protein of 424 amino acids. The transcript has 6 exons. NCBI's taxonomy places the organism in Eukaryota, Viridiplantae, Streptophyta, Magnoliopsida, Fagales, Fagaceae.